Exophiala aquamarina CBS 119918 is the source of this 972-nucleotide messenger RNA. RefSeq lists its product as uncharacterized. Bases 1 to 972 code for a protein of 323 amino acids. The record is from RefSeq and is a predicted model, not a curated record. The transcript is spliced from 3 exons. NCBI's taxonomy places the organism in Eukaryota, Fungi, Ascomycota, Eurotiomycetes, Chaetothyriales, Herpotrichiellaceae.
AUGGCAAAAGUCGACUUUGAAGACUUGUCCGGUACUUCCACCCCCAUCACAGCUAAUCCAUUUGAUGGCUUGAUCAACGCUUGCCAUGGUGAACCAAAACUAAUCCAAGAACGUUAUUCCCAGCAUCGCAUCAGGCGCAAUGCUCAACAGAAGGACAAAAUACUUGCAAAUGACUUCAAAGGCUGGAUUCUAGAUGAACACCUUGUCAAAUUAGACGGACCUCAAAGAGACAGCACCUAUGUCGAUCCCCGGAGCUGCCUCGUCUUUUGGGCAAGGCCGCCUGGUAAGGUGAGAACCUUGAUAGAUGUAAUACAGUCGAAGCUCAAAGACGCUGCCCCAGAUCUCUGGUUGAUGCCAUUGGAAAACCUUCAUAUGACAGUCAUGGAAGUAGCCCAUUCGAAAACAGAGGGAGAAAUCGAACAGUUGAUGGAUAUCCUCCAUGCACAUUGUAAGGAGAUUGCCGACCAUACCACGAGUCAUCGCGCACGAUUGAUCAAACCACUGUUAAGCUACGACUCCGCUGCACUGGCACUAAGCUUCGUUCCAGCCGCCGGAGAGCGUCCACCGCAGGGUCGAACGGCGGCGGAUGACGAGUACACCUACCACCACCUCCGGGGCGACACAUAUACCGCUUUGACUGAGGCAGGAGUUCAAGUGGGAUCUAGAUACGUUGUUCCUUCUGCCCAUCUCACGAUCGCGAGGUUCAAUUCACCCAACGUCUUUGGUGGAGAUCCUCUGGACGGGAAAAUUACGUUGGACCCGAAGAAACGGAGGCAUUGGAUAAGUGAGGUCGAGACCAUCAAUAAGUGGCUUGAGGCAGAAUACUGGCCGAUGGAAGACGCUAAAAUCAAGACUGGCGGAGAAUGGAUCGUCGGUGAGGAGAAAGGACUUGAUUUCCGUAAUGGAAGGCUAUGGUAUGGAGGAGGCCAGACCAUCUACUUGGGUCAAGGUUUCGUCCACGGAGAGGUGUGA